AUGGCACCCGUUAAAUUAUAUGUUUAUGAUUUAUCUCAAGGGAUGGCAAGAGCUUUUUCGGGGUUAAUAGGGAAUCAAAUAGAUGGAAUAUGGCAUACUUCAGUAGUUGUUUAUGACUCUGAAUGGUAUUUCGGUAAAGGUGUAUUUUCUGAUCCUCCGGGUACAACAAUUUAUGGGAAACCAUUAAAAAUUAUUGAUAUGGGGGAAACAGAAGUUCCCAAAGAGAUCUUUUUAGAAUACAUAGAAGAAUUACGUGAAAGUUAUACUGCUGACAAAUAUCACUUAUUGGAUAAGAAUUGUAAUACGUUUUCUAACGGACUCUGUGAUUUUUUAAUUGGUCGUAAUAUUCCUGAUCAUAUCACUAAUUUGCCUGCAGAAUUUUUGUCAACUCAAAUGGGAAGACAACUUCGUCCUUAUAUUGAAUCAUACUUCGGACCAAGAAAAAUAGUUCAUUUUGCCGCUGAUGCGGUACUCGUCUCCGCUGUAUUAGCUGGUAUUAAACGAUCAACUGGCUUGUCGGUUGCAACAAAUAAUAUUGAAAAUCAAGAAUUAAGAAAAGCAGUCAAUAAAUUUUUAAAUGUUGGUGAAUGGGUUGUUGACCAAAGUAUUUUAAUUAUGAGUAGUUCUGCUUAUUUUGAACGAAAGCGAUGA
Messenger RNA from Funneliformis geosporum, 651 nucleotides. NCBI's taxonomy places the organism in Eukaryota, Fungi, Glomeromycota, Glomeromycetes, Glomerales, Glomeraceae. The record is from the annotation of a GenBank genome assembly.